GUUUAAAUACACUCGUUUUCAUGAAGCACGUUAAAUGAAUUUAGCAAAUUUAUUAAUUAAUUAAUAAACUUUACUGGGAAGUUAUUUAAUAAGCGAGAACAAGAACAUCAUUGUCGUCAGAUGCAAAUAUUGCAAGUGCCCGUAACAACAGAUUGUUUAAAUCAGGGCACAGGGGUCCACCAACAAUAGCUGACAAAGAUAGUUAGUGCUUAGAAUGGAUAGAAUGGAAGAUAAGAUGCAAGUCUGACGAAGUGGCUCUGCUGCCGUUCGUUAGAUUUAACAAGUGAUGAAGGCCUGACAACAUCUCUAACACUGGCGAGUGUUCUCUGAGUCAUAUUGUACAUCUGUAGAUCUAUACCGACAACAACGGACCACCUCUCCACACAAAGGAAUCCCCACCAGUUCAGGCUCUUAGACUCAGGCAAGCAGACUGGGUGGAAGAUUUUUCUCAGUAGCCUAGAGAAUGGUGUCGGCCAAACCAUACAAAGGUCAGAAAUACCAAAAGAUAAAGAAGGAAUGUAUCAAGAAGAAGACGCUGUUUAGGGACAGCGAGUUCCCUCCCGAGGGCCCCUCCCUGUUCUACAGCAAGGCGGCUCCUGCGGACAUAGUCUGGAAAAGACCCGGGGAUAUCGUUUCCAAUCCGCGCUUUUUCACUGAAGGUCGUGGAGCAGACGAUUUCUCGCAAGGCUCCUUGGGAAAUUGUUGGUUCGUCGCGGCGUGUGCCUGUAUUGCAGAAAGGAAAAACCUUUUGCGAAAAAUUGUACCGGAUAUUGAGAAACAAGACUGGGCAAAGGGCCGGAAGUACGCCGGAAUAUUCCAUUUCAAGUUCUGGCAGUGCGGAGAAUGGGUCGAUGUCGUCAUAGACGACUUUCUUCCCACCCGACAAGGGAGACUAAUCUUCAUGCACUCCAAAUCAAGAAACGAAUUCUGGUCGGCGCUACUAGAGAAAGCGUAUGCAAAAUUAUUUGGGGGUUACGAGGCGCUGGUGGCCGGAAAAGCCAAGGACGCCAUGGUCGACAUGACAGGGGGCGUGGCAGAGGGGAUAGAAAUCAGGGACUACAAAAACGAGGAGGAGAGAAAGAAAUUGUUUAAGAUUCUGCGUAAAUCAAAGGAAAACAUGUCGUUAAUAAGUACAUCUAUCGCAGCAGUAGGAAAAGAGAUGGAGGAGAAGCUAUCAUGUGGUUUGGUGAAGGGCCACGCCUACAGCGUGACGAACGUCCGGAAACUAAAACUUGGGACGGGCCUCAAGUCCAUAUUCAGCCGAGAGAAAAUCCACAUGAUCCGGUGUCGUAAUCCGUGGGGAGGAUCUGAUUGGAAAGGGGCUUGGAGUAACGGAUCUCCAGAAUGGAAGAAAGUAAGCGAUAGCGAGAAAAAGGAGCUUGGUCUUACGUUUGCAGACAAUGGAGAAUUUUGGAUGUCGUUUGAGGAUUUCUGUCGGUACUUUACCAGCAUCGACAUCUGUCACAUGAUUAACACUUCCUUCUUCUCGACGUCCAAGACAUGGAAGGAAGAUAUAGUGGAGGGAGAGUGGAAGAGGAACCAUUGUGGAGGAUGCGGCAACAACAAAACAUUUCUAGAAAAUCCUCAAUAUAUGUUUGAAAUAAGCGGUUUUGAAGAAGAAAUCCUAGUCUCUUUGGAGCAAUUUGACAGACGCACGGAAAAAGUCAAAGGAAAGUCCAACUACACUAUAGGUACCACCAUUGUCAAGGCAGAUGUAAACCGGAAGUACAGGAUGCACGAUAAACUAGAGAGGGUGCAUUCUGGGCCGUUUUCUAACGCUAGGAAUGUGUUUGCCCGUGUGAACGUGCGUCCCGGACGUUACGUCAUCAUUCCGUCCACGUUUGAACCAGGUUGUCAUGGGAAAUUCAUUCUCAGAACAUACAGCAGCAAGGGACUGAACCUUCGAGAACUGCGAUUGGACGAGCCUGCCCCGCCCACUUUGUGUGGGAUUCCCUCUACUCUCAAGAAGAAGAAAACUUGCGCAACGCAGGUCACAAUGGUAAGAGGCGAGGAAUUUCCAGGAAACGGAAAGAAAGGCGGGUAUCUUUACUGUAAAAUAAGAUGUGACGGCAGGGUGCUAUACACGAGACUAUGUAAGGACACACUAAAUCCAGAAUGGAACGACCGAACGACAUUCUACAGAAAGAGUCCGGAAAAGGACAUCAUAAUUGAGGUGUGGCACAGGGGUAGAGUGAUGGACACGUUUCUGGGUAAGUGCGUGAUUCCAAUGUCUGAGAGCGCCACCUACCGGGGAGGAAACGUCAACAGGAGGUUCGGACUCACCGCCAGGGGGAAGAAAAGAGAGAAAAUGGAGGGGUAUAUUUGGCUCAAAGUUUUACAUACGAAUGAUUUAAACAGGGUUUGAUUAUGGUCAAACGUUAUAUUGAAACAAUUUCAUGUAUAACGAACUAUGCACCUUUAUACAUGUAUACUAUACACCUUACUUUUUUUUAAUGUCUGCAUACCUACAUGUAUUGUUGUGAAAUAUUUGUUCAGUCAUCAUUUUUUUGUUGUUACAUUUUCAUUCUCUUUUCAUUGUGUUUUUCAACUUUGCAACCGACCCAUGAAUUCUUAUAAUAAACCCAAAGGUUUUCCGUUAACAUGGCUGAAUAGUCAACAAAUGAUAUAAAAGUAUUUUUGCAUAGCAAAUAUACUCUUCUUUUUUGUUUGUCUAGAUAGCUUUUAAAAUAGUACUUAAUUUUUGAAGAUCUAGAACACUUUGACGAUUAGAUUGUUUUCGUGUAAAGCCUAUACAAAUACACUUAUGAAUCCUGUUAUAAUACAUUUUGUUAUUUACAUGUAGCUGUCAUUUUGUAAAUUUUGAAUUUACUGCCACCCGGUAAAUUCAAAAUUUACAACAAAACAUAGCUUUUACAAGUCAUAACCCGUUUUUUGGUUUUAUUUGUUGGAUGUUUGUUGAAUUUUAUUUGUUGGAUUUUUAAGGAAUUUUUUUCGGGUUGUGGUAGACUGUUAGUUUUGGGUUUUUUUUGUUAUAAGUGCGGUGUUCAUCCAAUGAAAGAUAAUUAUAUGUAUCACUGUUUCAUGUCACUUGACUCAAUCUGAUUUUAAAUAAUGUACAUGUUCUGAAUAUGUUUGUUUAUUUAUACGGAUAAUUAUUUUAUGUACAUGUAUGUUGUGUUCCCUAUGUAUUUGAGGAUGUGUGAACAAGAAAAAGAAGAAAAACAUUUCUAAUAAAAAUAUCAAAAUUUAUUUAAAUGUUUUGUCUCCCUUACCUAUAAUUGAAUAACAGGUAAUUUCAGAAAUGAUUUAAAUCUUUAUUGUUUCCUUGAUGAAUAAAGCAAUAUGAACCGUGUACAUGAUGAAAUUCAACAUUUUAAAAGAUACCCCGAACAAGAUUUGAUCAACCCAUUUAUUGUAUGCUAGACAUGCAUGUACAUUUAGAACCAUUUUAACAAAACCUUGGACUUUCAGUAGGACGUAGCUAUCUAUUUCUUGCGUCAAAACAAGUUACAAAUGACGCGGUUUCAAGCAAAAUAUGCACCGAUUGCGUAGUCUUAGCUCAAAAGCCAGGCGAAUCUUGUUGAUUUCAGAGAGCCAUGGCUAUGUGGAUGACAAUAGAACCAUUUUAACAAGAGCUUGGACUUUUGGUAGUUGUGUCAAUCGGCAAUGUGACUUAGGCCUGUCUGUUUCAUUGCUGGCCACUCAGUAAUGGCUCUUUGAAAUCAACAAGAUGUGUCUGGCUUUUGAGCGAAGGCUUCUCAAUCGGCGUAUAUUUCGCUUGAAAUCAGCGUCAUUUUAACUUGUUUUGACGCAAGAAAUAGAUAUUUACAUCCUGCUUAAAGUCCAAGGCCUUGUUAAAAUGGUUCUAAAAUAGACAGGGCCACGUCACAUUGCUGUUUGUCCCAACUACCCAAAGUCCAAGCUCUUGUUAAAAUGGUUCUAUAUCUAGUGACAUGUAUAAAUAAACUUGUAUAUGCAGU
Magallana angulata is the source of this 3941-nucleotide messenger RNA. RefSeq names its product calpain-5-like. The coding region runs from base 464 to 2365 and encodes 633 amino acids. Lineage: Eukaryota; Metazoa; Mollusca; Bivalvia; Ostreida; Ostreidae. Gene Ontology annotation, molecular function: calcium-dependent cysteine-type endopeptidase activity. The record is from RefSeq and is a predicted model, not a curated record. Gene Ontology annotation, cellular component: cytoplasm. Gene Ontology annotation, biological process: proteolysis. The transcript is spliced from 14 exons.